CAUUGCAACGGCCACCGCUAAACUGUCCCGUAUCUGCUCUACCCCGUGCUCGCUGCCAUCGCCGCCGCCGUCGUCGCCGCAGCCCGCGCCCGCGCCCUCACCCUGCACCUGCGCGUCGUCCACGUCCUCGGCUCGUCUCCGCCGUCGCGCGUGCCCCGCCGAGCCGCCUCCGCCGUCGACGCGCCGGCCCGUCGCCGCCGCCUCGCCGAGGGCCGGAAGCCGGUCGGCCCCUCCUUCCCCACGCCGGUGGCCACGCCCCCUCCUCUUCCUCGCCGGAGGCCGCACCCUCACUCCUCCCCACGCCGGCGGCCGCGCCCUUUCGCUGCUUCGUCGCCGGUGGCCACACGCCAAGGACCAACCCAGGCUGCACCAUGGAUCUCCCUCGUCCAUCUUUGCGGCUGCACCAAACAAUGGAGGACGAAGAUUGUACCCUUGUCCGUUACUUGAUUGUUGAGGAUAACCCGAAUUAUGAGUUUCUCGAUGAUAACGACGACAUACAAACUCUGGUGUCAGCCAUGGAUGCAGAGAGCUCCUACCACGGCUCAAUACAUGUGAGACGAUUUGUCCCCAGAGAACGUGCUGAUGGAGAGGCAAGGAUCAUACGCCAAUACUUUGCUACCAAUCCUAUUUACACCCCUGAAAAGUUUCGUGAAAGGUUCCGUAUGAAGCGUCACGUCUUCAUUCGCAUCCUUAAUGCAGUUCAGUCUGUGGACAGCUACUUCCAGCAACACGAGGAUUGUACUAGGCUUUUAGGAUUGAGUGCUUUGCAGAAGGUGGUGGCCGCAAUGCGCAUACUGGCGUAUGGCUUGCCGUUAGACGCCGUUGAUGAGUAUGUGCAAAUUGGCACGUCAACUGCUCAUGAGGCUCCUAACCAUUUCUAUAGUGCUGUUAUAGCUGCCUUUGGGGAGGAAUACCUGUGUUCUCCAACACCUAUCGAUGUGGCUCGUCUACUGCAAGAGGGUGAGAGACGAGGUUUCCCAGGUAUGCUUGGUAGCAUAGAUUGUAUGCACUGUGAAUGGCGGAACUGCCCUACUGCUUGGAAGGGCAUGUUCACUGGACGCGGGAAGCACCCAUCCAUGAUCUUGGAGGCUGUAGCAUCUCAUGACCUUUGGAUAUGGCAUGCCUACUUUGGCCUUCCAGGCAGCUGCAAUGAUAUCAAUGUUCUGCAGAGGUCGCCUAUUAUCUCAGCAUAUAUCCGAGGAGAGUUACCUCUUGUUCACUUCACCAUCAACGGACGGACAUAUGACAUGGGGUACUACCUUGCAGAUGGUAUAUACCCUGAUUGGCCAGCAUUUGUCAAGAGUGUUUGCCAAUUGCCAUCCUAUGGAGAGGAAGACACAACGUUUUGCUGCUGUGCAAGAGGGUGCGUGCAAGGAUAUUGAGAGAGCUUUUGGAGUUCUUCAAGCUAGGUGGGCAGUAAUCCGUGGGCCGGCUUAUGGAUGGGAUAUGGAGCAGCUUUUUGAUAUUAUGACCGCUUGUAUUAUCAUGCAUAACAUGAUUGUCGAGGAUGAGAAGACUGAGGCCAUCAAUACCAACUUAGACAACAUUGGCAGACAAGUCAAUCCUUUAGGUGGAAAUGUAGCGGAUCAGGAAGCAUUUGUAGCAGCACAUCACAAGUUGCGUGACCAAGCUCGCCAUAUCCAACUUCAGAAGUGUCGCGGCUCUAGAAAGGAGGGCCACAGCCGGGUGGCGUAGCGCACCCGCCUAACCCCAGAGGGUGGAUACCCAGGGAGGAGCAAGCAAUUCUUCAAAUCUACUCAUGGAGCAAGAACACAAGAACACUUGGGAUUUAGAGUGGUUCGGGCCGCCGGAGCGUAAUAUCCUACGUCCACUGAGAGUUGUAUUAUUCUUGGGUCUGUGGAUGAGUCUAUCCUCUGCCUCCAA
This is a messenger RNA of Panicum virgatum (switchgrass), 1884 nucleotides long. RefSeq lists its product as uncharacterized. The record is from RefSeq and is a predicted model, not a curated record. The coding region runs from base 372 to 1382 and encodes 336 amino acids. The transcript is spliced from 3 exons. Lineage: Eukaryota; Viridiplantae; Streptophyta; Magnoliopsida; Poales; Poaceae.